This is a messenger RNA of Toxorhynchites rutilus septentrionalis, 1837 nucleotides long. It is a transcript of the gene RnrS, whose product is annotated as ribonucleoside-diphosphate reductase subunit M2. The transcript has 5 exons. Lineage: Eukaryota; Metazoa; Arthropoda; Insecta; Diptera; Culicidae. Gene Ontology annotation, biological process: deoxyribonucleotide biosynthetic process. Gene Ontology annotation, molecular function: ribonucleoside-diphosphate reductase activity, thioredoxin disulfide as acceptor. The coding region runs from base 163 to 1368 and encodes 401 amino acids. The record is from RefSeq and is a predicted model, not a curated record. Gene Ontology annotation, cellular component: cytosol.
CGCUAUCGGAAUAGCCACCCUCGGUUCACCAUUUUACGUUCCGACCUCAUCGAAAUUGGACGGAUAGAAUCCUCGCAGCUCGUAGGCUUUAUAGAGUGCAGUAGUGAAUUUUGGAAUAUUCCAUUCAACGUUAUUUGCUCGGAAAUUGUGUCGUUCGUCAUAAUGUCGUCGCGUAUUAAUGAGAUUGUUUGCCAAAAGGAAAAUCUUUCCGAGGGCUUGGAAAAGAUUUCUAUCAAGAAUGUACGCAAGGUGCUGACCGAAAGCGGAGCGAACGUAGCCCUAGUGAUGGAAUCUCAACAAAAGCCUCAGACAAAUGGUAAUGUAGAUGACGGCGAUUCGAAGGAACUCGCAAAAACCGAGACAUCUGUGUACAACACAAAGGCGGCUCCCUUCGAUCCGUCGAUUGAACCAUUACUUAGAGACAAUCCCCGUCGAUUCGUCAUCUUCCCCAUCCAGUACCAGGAUAUAUGGCAAAUGUACAAAAAGGCUGAAGCCUCGUUCUGGACGGCAGAAGAAGUGGAUCUUUCCAAGGAUUGGGCCGACUGGCAGAAGCUGAAGCCAGAAGAGAGGCACUUCAUCUCGCACGUGUUGGCCUUUUUUGCCGCUUCCGAUGGUAUUGUUAAUGAAAAUCUGGUGGAGCGAUUCAGUCAGGAAGUGCAGGUCACCGAGGCACGCUGUUUCUACGGGUUCCAGAUUGCGAUGGAAAAUGUACACAGCGAAAUGUACUCGCUGUUAAUUGAUACCUACAUCCGUGACCCGGAGGAAAGAGAUUACCUCUUCAACGCUAUCGAAACGCUGCCCUGUGUGAAGAAGAAGGCCGACUGGGCACUCAAUUGGAUAGCGAGCGACCAGGCGAACUUUGGCGAACGCGUGGUGGCCUUCGCUGCCGUGGAAGGUAUCUUCUUCAGUGGCAGCUUUGCGUCUAUUUUCUGGUUGAAGAAACGUGGACUGAUGCCGGGCUUGACUUUCUCCAAUGAGUUGAUUUCGCGGGACGAAGGUCUCCACACCGAUUUCGCCUGCUUGAUGUUCAAGCAUCUAGUCCAGAAGCCCUCGAAGGAACGGGUGAUUGAAAUCAUCCGCGAUGCGGUGGUGAUUGAGCAGGAGUUCCUGACGAAGGCUCUGCCCGUUGAUCUGCUAGGUAUGAACUGUGAUCUGAUGUCCGAAUACAUUGAGUUUGUCGCCGAUCGGUUACUGCUUGAGCUGGGCUUUGAGAAGAUCUAUCACACCAAGAAUCCGUUCAGUUUCAUGGAAUUCAUUUCGCUAGAAGGAAAGACGAACUUCUUCGAGAAGAAGGUUGGAGAAUAUCAAAAGAUGGGCGUUAUGGCUAACCGUAUGAACAAUGUGUUCACGUUGGACGCAGCAUUCUAGUUGUAACUUCCCUGACGUGUGUGGUUUGAUGUAAGAUGUGCGCAAUGCUAACAUGCAUCGGCGGAUAACACUAUAAUCGCUUCAUUGCGACACGCACUUUUAGCUCGAUUCAUGGGCAUGUGAUUUAUUGUGCGUUCUCAUUGUGGAGCCUUAGAUCAGAAUUGUACAAUUAUGACAAAGAUGUUUUCUACAAACAAAUCGACGCAGAGGCAGAUUAUUUUAUGCAAUAAUUAUAAGUUUCGUUCAUCGAAUUCUCAAACAUUGCAACAGUGUAAAUUAAGGCGGUUUUAUUGGAGUAAUGUUUUAUUUUAAAAUAUAUAUCAAUACACAUUAAAUAGCACAAUUAUCUUUGCUAUUAGUCUUUUUUGUAUAUGCGUAUUACUUCAGAUAGGCGGGAUAACCUUCUUGAAUUGUAAACGACUUAAAUUGAAUAAAUAGUUCUAUGAACCUUAUCUUCAAUAAUUCAUAA